This is a messenger RNA of Homarus americanus (American lobster), 3490 nucleotides long. RefSeq lists its product as uncharacterized. The record is from RefSeq and is a predicted model, not a curated record. Lineage: Eukaryota; Metazoa; Arthropoda; Malacostraca; Decapoda; Nephropidae. The coding region runs from base 776 to 1915 and encodes 379 amino acids. The transcript has 9 exons.
GCUCACACCAGGCUGCCCACUCUCUGCCAUCAGUAUCUACGAAGAGGACUUAUAGGAAGCUCUUGGCUGCAUUAGUUCUGUUAUUUACAUUCCUCUGGGGUUUGCAGUGGCGGCACGAGGCUUCAGAACGUCAGUCCUUAGGUGUAGAGACAUGGUUGAGCAGCGUGAACUGUGAAGCAAGACCAAGGCAGUGACGACUAUAGCAAGAAGCUGGCUGGUGAGAAUCAGUUAGAGAAAAAAACUCACUCUAGUGACGGAUUUACCUCCAAUGAGUGACUCGAGUGACCAUCUGAGUCCUGUGAACGACUAAUUUUAAGUGGGAAACUGACUGUAAGUGUAAAUUAAAAGCCAGAAGACCAUCUACAGGGCCACUACAAGGGGUGCCUCCUCACGCUCUCACCUGCAGGACCACAACCACCAUGGCCAACUUUAUUUCCGGGAUGCUCCUCCUGACGGUGAUAGUGGCGGCACGAGGCUUCAGAACGUCAGUCCUUAGGUGUAGAGACAUGGUUGAGCAGCGUGAACUGUGAAGCAAGACCAAGGCAGUGACGACUAUAGCAAGAAGCUGGCUGGUGAGAAUCAGUUAGAGAAAAAAACUCACUCUAGUGACGGAUUUACCUCCAAUGAGUGACUCGAGUGACCAUCUGAGUCCUGUGAACGACUAAGUUUAAGUGGGAAACUGACUGUAAGUGUAAAUUACAAAGCCAGAAGACCAUCUACAGGGCCACUACAAGGGGUGCCUCCUCACGCUCUCACCUGCAGGACCACAACCACCAUGGCCAACUUUAUUUCCGGGAUGCUCCUCCUGACGGUGAUAGGCGUAUCGGCUGGCAUGGAAAUCGGCCCUGUCCGCCUGGCCCACAAUAAGCGCUACAUCUCCUACCUUUUGGGCCCAUCACCUGAGAACAGCCUCCUGGAGUGUCCCUACUUGCUCGAUGAGGAUAAGAACGAGGAGCUCAGGAAGAUCACCUGGAAUCUGUGGAAAGGGGAGAAGAAAGUUGGCGCCUACGAGUGGUUUCCAGAAGAAGAUGGAAUAGCCACAGGACUGCUGGAGGGCGUGGUGAACAUGGCCCGAGAUGAUGGAGGGUUGGAACUGACCAAGCUGAGGUAUGACUUAGGCGGAUACUACUCUUGCUCCGGCACACUGACGAAUGGUGAGGUGUAUGAGGCGGAGAGCUGGGAAGUCUUAGUGAUCGACAUAACCUCGGCAUUAACCGUCAGCGACCAUAGGGCCGACAUUAAGAAGUGUGAGUUUGUGACGUCUGUCGAUAUCUACGCUGUGUUUCCUGAGCCUACAGUUCACAGCGGUAUGUACGCCAGCAGCCUGGGCGGUUUCUACGACGAGGUCACCGCCCUACAGUGGCACAAGGUCAAGAACGAGAACGGUAGUGUCAGCAACUCCUAUCAUAACGUAGCUUUUAAGAUUAACGAAGAUACGCCUGAUGAUGCUUCACACCUCGUCUCUAUCGGUGUUACCAAGUCGGAUGGGAAUUACAUCGCAUUAACCAGCAUUAAAAGCUUUGACAGCGUCUGGCAGCAGCAAGGGUGCCCAGCGAUCUUCCACAAGGCUUACCAAGUAGAGAGUUACAAGAACGUCCGGAAAACCUGUCGUAACGAAUAUGUCCCACAAUUUGGUGAACCCGAGGCCAUCGUGAAGUGUGACGAUGGGUACCACUCUGCCGGUCAUGUCAAGUCGCUGGUGCUAGUGUGUACGAACGAGACGGGCAAAUACACUUGGAUGACCUCAGAUGGCGACUUCCCUGACCACGACAAAUUGCGUUGUGUACUGGGUGGCGGAGGCUAUGCCAGCACAAUCACCAGCUCCCUGUUCACUGUGUUGGGGCUCCUCUUCCUACUGUGCUGCCUCAACUUGGGCUCUAAUGUCGAUGUGGCCUCUUGUUGCCCAUUCAUCUGAACAAGAGGAAGGAAUCAACCCCUGUGUGUAGUAGUCCGGAUUCCAGAUUCUUACCAAGGUUUCGGAUUUUUACUAAGAUUCCGGAUUUUUACCAAGCUCCUGGAUUUUUACAACAUGUGGUGAAUUAUCCCAUUAAUACCUUCAACUUUUUUACGGAUAUCUUGUAACAUGUUGUAAGGAUCGUGCCUUUUGUGUUUUCACUCCCAAGAUCUUUUUCAUUCUGUUCUAGGUUAUAUAUUAUACCCUUCCACUGGACGUGUCAGGGGGUCUGGUUAGAGUGCCUGUAUCUUUUGUACUUUGGAUUAAUUACAGUAACAUGAAUCAUUGAGCAAAUACUGUAUCUUUUCGGGGCAAUAAAUUCAGUUUAUAGUUUAUUAAUAUUGUAUAAACAAAAUCACUCUAUAUGCAACUAAGAGUUUAUUUCCGUUAGUAACUCACAAUAAUCUGUUUGUAUGAUUAUUCUCUCAUAAAGGAAACAAAUGAGUAUCGACCGACAGAAUCAUAUCUUGCGACACAGUUGUUUAGAGUGAGGUCGUGAACUGUUAUUUUUAUGAUAUACAAGUAUAGUAUAGUACUUUAUAUAUAAUUUCUUCUCUUAUUUCUUAAUUUCCUAAUCCUUCAAAGCCCUGCCUACUUAUUUUGUUUUUUUAGGACAGGCAUAUCGUGCAGUCUUAGCGAACUGUGAAAUAAACUAGCCUAACACAUGCAGAGUAUAAUUUUCGUUUUGAUAAUAUUUGGUGAUCCUAAGACUAAGAGCCAUAAGGUCAAGGGGUCACUUGUUUGAUGUGCAUUGUAUGAUUACUUUUGAAGUCAUAUAUGUUAAUAUUUCUCAAGCUUAUCUACUGUAAUAUUUUAUCGGUGUUUGUUUUCUCCUCCAUUUUUAUAAUAUUUAAUGGAUGAAAAUAAUAAUAAAUUAAAUUCUGUUUCUAUUCUCCAUAUUUUUAAGUUUAAGUUACGUGCAUUUUGUUAACAUAUGGUGGUGACGCAUGAAGGGCUGCAGCUGGACUAUACUGGAGUGCCUAAUCUUCAGUUGAUCCGUUUAAUGUUAUCCCAGACCUUAGCCAUGAUAAUAUAACACACGACACAAACCAUAUUAUUGGUUAGGUUAGGCUAGGUUAAGGUUAGGUUAAGGUUAUGUCAGAUAAGGUUAGGUUAAGGUUAUUAUUUGGAUAACAUCAUGAUAGGUUCAAGUUAUAUUAUGCUAACGUUAUAUACAUAAUUUAAUGUUAAAUUAAGGUUAGGUUAACAGUAUUUUCUGUUAAAGUUAUAUUAGGUUAAAUGUCAUGUUAAGGGUAUGUUAGAUUAAGGCAAUGCCAGGUAAGGUUAGGUUAAGUUUAUAGUUCGUUAAGGAUAUGGUUGGAUAAUAUUAUGUAAGGUUAACUUUGGAGGUUACCGUUACUUUAGGUUAAUCUUGCCGAGGUUGUAUUGUCAAAGUUAACAUUUCCCAAAUUGGGAUACUGGGCAGGGUGGAGGAGUUUCUUGUUUCGUAAAUAUAGAGGGACUUUUACAUAGCUUGACAUGUGUAAUGAAUUUCUGUAUCCUUAUAGUUUCAUAAUUAUAAUUCAUGAUCAAUGA